Molecule: messenger RNA, 1434 nt
Organism: Adineta steineri
Lineage: Eukaryota; Metazoa; Rotifera; Eurotatoria; Adinetida; Adinetidae
Source: the annotation of a GenBank genome assembly
AUGGAAGAUAAUAUUCUAUUAAAAGCCGAUUCAUAUAAAAUUUCUCAUCAUUCACAAUAUCCACCAAAUAUAAAUAUUGUUUACGCUUAUUUGGAAAGUCGUGGCGGUGAUUAUCCUGAACAAGUAUUUUUUGGUUUACAAUAUAUAUUAAAAAAACAUUUAAUUGGACAAGUUGUUACGAAAGAAAAACUUGCUGAAGCAACAAAAUUUUGGACGGAACAUUUUGGACAUGAUUACAUUGAAAAAGAAAUGUGGGAAUAUAUUAUUGAAAAACAUAAUGGACAUUUACCAAUACGUAUAAAAGCUGUCCCGGAAGGAACAGUAGUACCAACUGGAAAUGUUCUUAUGACAAUUGAAAAUACAGAUCCAAAAUGCCCGUCAUUAACAACCUUUUUAGAAACAAUAUUACUUCAAGUUUGGUAUCCAAUAACAAUCGCAACAAAUUCUAGAGAAAUAAAAAAAAUUCUUUUAAAAGCAUUAGUACGAACAGGUGAUCCAACAUUAAUCAAAAAUCAAAUGCAUGAUUUUGGUUUUCGUGGUGUAUCAUCAUACGAAACAUCAGCUAUUGGAUCAUGUGCACAUUUAACAUCAUUUUAUGGCACAGAUACUAUAUCUGGUUGUGUAUUAGCUAAAAACUAUUAUUCAGCUCAGGAAAUAGCUGCUCAUUCUAUUCCAGCAUCCGAACAUUCAACAAUGGUUAGUUGGACACGUGAAAGAGAACACGAUGCUUAUAAAAACUUUUUAGAAAUUUAUCCAACUGGUACUAUUUCUUGUGUAUCCGAUUCAUAUAAUAUUUACAAUGCUUGUGAACAUAUAUGGGGUGAAGCUUUACAUGACCAAGUUAUGGCACGUGAUGGUACCUUGGUUAUUCGUCCUGAUUCAGGUAAUCCACUGGAAGUUCUUGAACGUUUAUUAAAUAUCUUAUAUGCAAAAUUUGGUGGAAUUACCAAUGACAAAGGUUUUAAAGUAAUUGAUAAACAUGUUCGAAUAAUUCAAGGUGAUGGUGUUAACUUAAAAACAAUUCAUGAUAUUGUUAAUUUAAUUGAAAGAAUCGGUUUUUCAACAGAUAAUCUUGUAUUUGGUAGUGGUGGUGGUCUUUUACAAAAAUUCGAUCGUGAUACAAUGAAAUUUGCUAUUAAAUGUUCCUAUGUUGAAAUAAAUGGUAUUGGUUCACCAGUUGCUAAAGAUCCAAUUACAGAUAUGGGCAAACGUAAUAAACCUGGUCGUUUAAAAUUAAUUAAAGAUCAUGAUGAUAGUUAUCGAACAAUAAGUAAUAUUGAUCAUAUUGACGAAUAUGACAAAGCUGAUGAUCAACUUGUAACUGUUUAUGAAAAUGGCAAACUUUUACAAGAAUAUUCACUUGAAACUAUACGAGCUACAUGUGAUAUAGAUAUCGAUCGAUUAGAUUUUAUGCAUAUUAUGCAGACUCAUUAA